CAGAAACUGCACAGAGAAACACAGGGAGACAAAGAGACAAGACCAAGGUUGCUGUAUCCUGCCAUUGUAGGGACACCAGCAUGGAUAUGGAUAUGGACUUGGAGAGGAUCAUUCAGUGCAUCAAACAAGGAGACCAGGACAGUGUCCAGAUACACCUGGACCACUACAACACUCAGUAUGCUGAAUGCUUCUUCUUCAAUAUUGAGGAGAGGGAAAGAAGAAAGCAAAAAGAGCUGGAUGAGUUCAGGAAGAACAAAAUGAGGGACUUUGUUCCCGACUCUGACUCUGAUUUCAACUCAGACUCAGAUGACGCUGAGGACCAGGAUCUCCUUCUCAGACGGAGGCUGGCUGCAGCCCUGGUGUGGUUUAUCCGUACCCAGCUCCAGCCGGGGGUUCUGAGAGUGACCCUGCGUACGCUACGUAUCCUGUCCCGCGACCGGCAGGCUCUGGCGCCCCUGGUGACCGACACCGCCCUCCUCACCCUAGCCCACCUGGGCGGCAUAACCUCCCUGCCCAUCCCCGAAGGCCAGGAGGAAGACGAGGAGGAAGGUCAUGAUGCCGAGAGAGAAGAUUACGGCUAUGUCCCCUGUGACAUCAGUUCGGAUGCCUGUAAACAGAGCGACACAGAGGCCAGUGAGUGCAGUAGAGGCGCUAAUGCUAAUGCUAGCUUGUUAGCAGUUAGCAAUGUGGAUGCUAACGUUGUCGGUGCUAGCCCGACCCAGCACUCCUUGGCCCAGGCUUCCACUCAGACCUGUCCAGCCCUGGAUACGGCCAACAACAGCCAAGGUGGAGCAACGACAUCGCCAUCAGUGACCAGGGACCCCUGCUGCACCCUCAGUACAGAAACCUGCCAUGACAACCUGCGCUCUGUCUCCACGGAAACCUGCACUGCCGAACACCACUGCUCUCCGGGUCAUGGAGCUCUGGUGCGCGGAAAGAAGGAUGCCCGGGAAGAGAUGGAUGAAGAGGAGGACAAAGAAGAUAAAGAGGAAGAUGACCAGGUGGGGAGGAGGGAGGCCCUAAAAGCCCUUUGUAAUAUAAUCUACAACAGUCAGAGGGCGCAAGAGAGGGUCAGCGCUCUGAGACUGCUCUCUGGUCUAUCUGACAAGCUGAAGCAGGGGAUCAGUACCAAAGCUCUUCCCAGUGGUCAGUUUUAUGAACUACGGCUGCUCUUUCUGCUGACGGCUCUGAGACCAGAGCUCAGGGUGCAACUGCAGCAGGAGCGAGGGGUGUCCAUGCUGACUGCAGCUCUGGAGCAGUGUCUGUCUGCGCGGUGGGGGGAAGAGUACGAGGUGCUGAGUGACCACAGUGCGCCCCCUAUCUCUAAGGAGGUGUCACAGCGAGCUGUGGAGAUCCUCAAGACCCUGUUCAACAUCACAUUCAGCUUCCACAGACAGGAGCCAGACGAGGAGGAUGCAGCUCUCUAUCGCCGCCUGGCUGCAGUGCUACGUCACUGCCUGCUGCUGACCUGUGACGGAGAAGAACUCACUGAGGAGAUACAGGGGCACACAGUGAAUGUGCUCUCUGCCCUACCCCUACAAUGUCUGGACGUGCUGCUGUCUGUGCGUCUGACGGAGGGUUCACAGGAGUGGGAAGGGGUCAACAUGGACACUGUCCACACCCUACUCACCUUCAUGGAGAGACGCCUGGACAGGGGUCAGAAGUUGAAGGAGAAACUGACUCCAGUCCUGAAUCUGUUGACUGAGAGCUGCCGCGCUCACCGCGAGACACGCCACUACCUCAGACAACAGAUCCUCCCCCCUCUGAGGGACGUGGCCUUGAGGCCGGAGCAGGGGGCCACAGUGAGGGGACGUCUGGUGCGCCUGAUGACCCACAUGGACACGGACAUCAAGCACUGUGCUGCCGAGCUCCUCUUUGUGCUCUGCAAAGAGAACGUGAGUCGUUUUGUGAAGUACACAGGCUACGGUAACGCAGCAGGUUUGCUGGCAGCGAGGGGCUUGCUGAGUGGAGGUCAGGUGACCCACGCCCAGUACUCUAGCGACUCAGACUCUGACACAGAGGAAUACAGGGAAGCUAAGAGGCGCAUCAACCCAGUGACGGGGAGGGUGGAGGAGGAGCAGCCAGACCCCAUGGAGGGAAUGACGGAGCAGGAGAAAGAGCAGGAGGCACUAAGACUCAUCAGCCUGUUCAACAGGCUCUCACGGGACAAGAUCAUCCAACCCGUGGGAGUGAUGACAGGGGGGGGACUGGAGCCCCUGUGUGGUCAGAUGAGGGGGAGCACUGUAGAAGAGGUGGAAUCAGAGGGAGAGAGUGAGGAAGAGAGGGAAAAGUAAGGAGGUUAGAAAAUAAAAAUGAGAGAUGGGAGGGUGAUUACAAGAAUUUACAGCAUAGGAUGGUGAAGAGACAGAAAGAGUAAGAGAGAUAAGAGGUUGGUUUGUAUUUAUAUAGCACAGUUGUGGAAAAAGUACCCAAUUGUCAUACUUGAGUAAAAGUGAAGAUACCUUGAAAUUGACUGAAGUGAAAGUCACCCAGUAAAAAGUAUCUGGUUUAUCAAGUAUCCAAAGUAAAAUACAAUGCUAAAAAUACACUUAAGUAUCAAAAUUAAAGGGAAAUGUUAUAAAUCCUUUCAAAUUCCUUAUAUUAAGCAAACUAGACUGAACAAUUGAUUUGUAUUUAUUCAUGGAUAGCCAGGGACACACUCCAACAAUCAGACAUCAUUCACAAACAAAGCAUUUGUGUUUAAUGAGUCCACCAGAUCAGAAGCUGUAGGGAUGACCCACUUAUUUUCUUGAUAAGUGUGUGAAUUGAAUUAGCAUUCGAAAUGUAACAAGUACUUUUGGGUGUCAGGGAAAAUGUAUGGGAGUCAAAAACUACAUGUUUUAUUUAGGAAUGUGGUGGAGUAAAAGUAAAAGUUGUAUUAAAAUAUAAAGAAUAAAGUACCGAUACCCCCCCCCCCAAAAAAAAAUACUUAAGUAGUACUUCAAAGUAUUUUUUGCUUAGUUACUUUACACCACUGAUAUAGCACCUUUCCUCCAUUUACCUGAAAGCACUUUACUUUGGAGCGUGUGUCUGUACCCCACCUCAUCUGUCACUAUGUGUAGCGCUAGUCUGAAUAUACUGUAUGCGGUAGCAUCACCCACCAAAACACAACUCUUAGAAUCACUGUUUAGCCAGGUACAUUCCC
Oncorhynchus mykiss (rainbow trout) is the source of this 3145-nucleotide messenger RNA. Its product is annotated as chaperone Ric-8A. Gene Ontology annotation, molecular function: G-protein alpha-subunit binding; guanyl-nucleotide exchange factor activity. Gene Ontology annotation, biological process: G protein-coupled receptor signaling pathway. Lineage: Eukaryota; Metazoa; Chordata; Actinopteri; Salmoniformes; Salmonidae. Gene Ontology annotation, cellular component: cytoplasm; plasma membrane. The record is from RefSeq and is a predicted model, not a curated record.